AUGAGCGAACAUCAAUCCAAGCAAAAUAUCAAUAACGACGAUAACAUUGUUGAAGUAUCUCCGGAAGCUUUUCAUAAUUAUGAUUUGAAAACUGAUCACGUUUAUUUAAAUAAAGCUUUAAAAGCCAUAAUCAGUGCAACAAAGAAAACAAAUGUCACAUCUGUCGCGAUUCUUUCAAACUCCAAUCUAACGCAUCCUCAUGAUUCGGCGAUUCAUCGAUACUUGAACCCGCUGUAUAAAUUGUCGCCGUCUAUUGAACGGUGGGCAGCGCGUGAACAUUUCGGAAAUUUUGUGAUAGUUCGUGAGACAGGGGAACGAAUCUGGGAGGAGAUGCCAAUAUAUACUAGAAUUGGGAUGCAUUUACUUUUCAUGGAAGAAAAAGUCGUUGAAUUAUCAACAAUCCAGCAUCUAUUCGCCGAAGAAACAAAACGCCAAGGAGAAUACUUUGAUUCUGCACACUCUGUACAUAACAUCCCUCAUUUUAUCCACCAGUAUCACAUUGACCUUAAUGAACUGGUAGAACCCGAUAUAAGUAAGUACACGACAUUCAACGAAUUCUUUUAUCGAAAAUUGCGGAAAGACGCGCGACAAAUUGAUGAUUUUGAAAAUGUGAACGUCGUUGUAUCGCCUGCGGAUUGUCGGUUGAUGGUUUUUGAGAGUAUUGAUCUGACGAAAAAGUUUUGGAUUAAGGGCAAAAAAUUUACAGUAGGGAAUCUUUUGCAAAAUAAAGAAUUGGCAGAAAAAUUCGAUGGCGGAUCUAUUGGUAUAUUUCGAUUAGCCCCUCAAGAUUAUCAUCGAUUCCAUUCUCCAAUUAACGCGAUAAUCGGUGCAGAAACUUAUAUUCCUGGAACUUAUUAUACAGUGAAUCCAAUGGCCAUCAACAGAAACAUAAACGUCUUUACCGAAAAUGUGCGAUCAGUUCUUAUCCUAAAACCCGAACCAUCAGCAUCUUCAACAUCAUCGAAACAGGGCGAAAAAGAAGUAGCUUUUAUCUCGAUAGGCGCACUCUUAGUAGGCUCUAUUAGAUACACGGUACACGAGAACCAAAAAGUUCUCAAGGGAGACGAGUUGGGAUAUUUCGCAUAUGGUGGAAGCACUGUCGUCGUGUUAUGGCAGAAAAACGAGAUUAUAUUUGAUUCGGAUUUGAUCACGAAUUCGAAGAAUCAGUUAGAGACGUUAGCCAAAGUUGGAUACAUAUCGAUAUUCUCGUAUAAUGCUUCCUUAUCGCGACACGUCGUCAAUUGGGAAUUCGCAAGACUACAUAAUUUCAACGAACCUACGUCAAAUUCAGCUAGGAUUAUCAGACUUGCACCAAAAACUGCAAUCGCAACAACAAAAAGUCAAAUGCUCACAAUCGACCUUACAAGAAUCUUGGGAUAA
This is a messenger RNA of Ambispora gerdemannii, 1380 nucleotides long. The record is from the annotation of a GenBank genome assembly. NCBI's taxonomy places the organism in Eukaryota, Fungi, Glomeromycota, Glomeromycetes, Archaeosporales, Ambisporaceae.